This is a messenger RNA of Syngnathus typhle (broad-nosed pipefish), 2328 nucleotides long. It is a transcript of the gene rab3c, whose product is annotated as RAB3C, member RAS oncogene family. The coding region runs from base 151 to 810 and encodes 219 amino acids. The transcript has 5 exons. The record is from RefSeq and is a predicted model, not a curated record. Gene Ontology annotation, biological process: protein secretion; regulation of exocytosis; protein localization to plasma membrane. NCBI's taxonomy places the organism in Eukaryota, Metazoa, Chordata, Actinopteri, Syngnathiformes, Syngnathidae. Gene Ontology annotation, molecular function: GTPase activity; GTP binding. Gene Ontology annotation, cellular component: endosome; plasma membrane; synaptic vesicle.
UUCAACACAGCCAACGAGCGAGGCGCAGUGGGCAAGAAGGAGAGGGGGGAAAAAAAGACGGAAAAUAACAAAAACCCAACAAAUAUUGACUAAAACAAAGGAGGAUCAUUUUGACACAAAUUGAACUCGAGCCAAAGUCCUUGGAGACAGAUGGCUGCCACUCAGGAUGCAAAAGGCAAAGGGGAGGGAGGUGACCAAAAUUUCGAUUACAUGUUCAAGCUGCUGAUCAUCGGCAACAGCAGCGUGGGCAAGACGUCCUUCCUAUUCCGCUACGCCGAUGACGCCUUCACCUCGGCCUUUGUCAGCACCGUGGGCAUCGAUUUCAAAGUGAAGACGGUGUACAAAAAUGACAAGAGGAUCAAACUGCAGAUAUGGGACACAGCAGGCCAGGAGCGUUACAGGACCAUCACCACGGCCUACUACCGCGGCGCCAUGGGCUUCAUCCUCAUGUAUGAUAUCACCAAUGAGGAAUCCUUUGGCGCCGUGCAGGAUUGGUCGACCCAGAUAAAAACAUACUCGUGGGAUAAUGCGCAAGUGGUGCUUGCUGGUAAUAAGUGUGAUAUGGAAGAGGAACGAGUGGUGUCGGUGGAUAGCGGCAGGCUGUUGGCGGAACAGCUGGGCUUUGAAUUCUUCGAGACCAGCGCCAAGGACAACAUUAACGUCAAGCAAACCUUUGAGCGCCUCGUCGACCUCAUUUGUGACAAGAUGUCCGACAGCUUGGACGGCGACCCCGCCGUUACAGCUGGAGCGCCCACCGCCAAACUGACAGACAGUGCUCCGCCGCUGCAGCAGCCCAGCUGCAACUGUUAGUUCCACUUACUGUAUCGUGUUUUUGUCCCCCACAAAUCCUUCUUCCCUUUCCCCUCGCCAUCUGGGCCCUUUAGUGGUAGAGAUAUUAAAAUGCUGUCGUGCUAUCGCCUAACCUUUGUCACUUUCUAAUGCGAGCAAAUAAGAAGUUACAGGAUGUGCUAUUAGAGACACUGUCAAUAACCUCCAUAUUUGUAGUCCACGCCAUUGUAAACCAUCCGAACAAAUGAAAAACAAUGAUUAUGUUGUGUAUUUAAAGGAGACAUAUUAUGCAAAUGCUUUCACAAUUUUAAACAGUUCCUAGAUGUCUUAAUAAACCGAUCACUAAAGUAAACCCUAACACUAACCCCUAAUUCUAAACCCCAGUUAAAAUAAGACACAUAAGUGAGAAUGCAACUAUUUGGAUACAAGCCAUUAAAAGUGAAAUCUCCAUCAUAUGUCUACUUUAAAUGUUAGGCUGCCAAAUAGGGCACUCCUCAAUGAGUAUGUGUUUGUGAAUGAACUUUUGGGGAGUUUUCACACGUUAAAAAAGUGGCCUUUAAGCAUCCAUCAUGGCCUGACUUCUGUUUGCGUUUUUACUUUUUCACGUUGUACUCCAUCGAUGCCCUUUUUAGCAUGCCGCCGAAAAAAGGUCAACCACAUGUUCAUCUGAAAAAGACAAUGUCGUAACAAUGACACAGCACAGGAUGUGUACUACACAGUUAGUGGGGAUGGGGUGGGGGAAUUGAUUGUUGAUUAGAAUCGUUUCCUGUUGUAGUCAGCAUGCCAAUGAAGAAAGAGCUCCUCCUAGUGGGUGCUGAGGGCACUGCAAACGUGAGCUGUAACCAGUUGAUUUUUUUGUGUGUCCUUAAGGCCCUUUUGGCUUUUUUAGAACACUUGCAAUCAAUGAAAUAUGUGUGCCAAAAAACAGACAAAAAGGUUUAAAAAAACAACAACAACAACACUCAUUUUAAGUUUGUUUGUUUGUUUGUUGUGUAUAAGCAACAAAAUAGCAGGAACAUGCAUGACCUUGACAUUAUGAAUAAAAUAAAUGUAUACAUGUACAGUAUAUAUAAAUAUAUAUAUAUAUAUAUAAAUGCUACGUUAUAAAUGCUACGUUAACAGAUUUAAAAAAAAGCAUGCUUGCGGCGCUCGCCGUAACAUGCAAAUGGGCCAAUAAGUGCAAUAUUUUCUGACUUUAAAAGCCUGUAAAUACUCUCUCCAUCACUAUAACUACAGUGUGUGUGUUCCAUUUUGUUUGGGUAAAUCAUUUUGUAAGACAAAAAAAAAUUAACAGAUGGCGUCCCCGCUCUACAUGUCGGUCGUGUCAAACUGCAGUGUUGUCGUGAGGAUUCAACGAGACGUUGUGCAUGAGUGUGUGCGUGUGUCAGAAUGUGUGCGUAAUGUUAGAAUUUGAUGCAAUGAAUAGCCAUGAAAUAAGAUAUUAUGUAUGGAUCUCAAGCAAAAAUGUCUGCGUUAGAGCAGGGUGAUUUGCAUAACUAAUGAGAUAUGAUAGAAAGUUAUGUUUGAGAUUGUGGAAAA